AUGUCGCGGCAAAGCAACCUCUUCGACUUCUCUUUCUCUAAGAACGAUGGAGGAGUACAGAAGAAGCCUCGCCCGCAAAACCAGCAGCCCUCCCCGCAGUCAGCAUCAGCACCAGGCCACUCAUCCUCGUCAAAACCCGCCCAGAAACCAACAGACCGCUCAAGUCCAUCCCUCGCUGCCGUCGCAGCAGAAACCCGCUCCGCGCUUCCCCAGAUUCUCCCCCACCUCCCCAAUAUCAACGCUUCCAAAUCAGAAGACGUGCACCUGGACUACCUCCCGCCCCUUAAAACCUCAGCCUGCCCAGGACACGCCCCGCGAGCGAAAAUCAAAAUCGUUAACGAGGACUCGCUCAACGCUGCAAUCGAACUCGCGAGGCGACGGCCUGAUGGCGGACGUGUAGCGGUGCUCAACAUGGCGUCUGACAUCCAUGCCGGCGGCGGGUGGUUGAAGGGCGCUAUCGCGCAGGAGGAGGCCAUGUGUUAUCGCUCGUCGCUGUACCUCAGUUUGCAUAAUAGGUAUUAUCCCUUCAAGCGCCGUGGGGGACUUUACACGCCUGACGUUGUUGUCAUCCGGGGUGAUAUGGCGAGCGGUCAUACGCUUCUUGUUCCGCGGGUCGCGUAUGACGAUUUACCUGUUGUCAGUGUUCUCAGUAUUGCGGCGAUACGGAGGCCAGAUGUUGUGAAGCGGAAAAUAUCUACGCCUACGGGGGACGAGGACGUGUAUGAGUUCGCAAAGGAGACUGAUCGCACGCUCACGAUGGCGAAGAUGAGACUUUGUCUGAGGAUGUCGGCAAGUCGGGGUCACAGUCUGCUUGUGCUGGGCGCAUUGGGGUGCGGUGCAUUCAGGAACCCUCCUGAAGAGAUCGUCAAGUGUUGGCUGGAGGUUUUGGGGGAGGCCGAGUUUGGUGGUGGGUGGUGGAAAGAGGUUUGGUUUGCGGUUUACGAUCGGAAGAAUGAGGGGAAUUUUGAGGUGUUUGACGAUGCGCUGGGCGGCGUUGAGAUUUAA
Messenger RNA from Colletotrichum phormii, 1005 nucleotides. RefSeq lists its product as uncharacterized. The transcript has a single exon. The record is from RefSeq and is a predicted model, not a curated record. Bases 1 to 1005 code for a protein of 334 amino acids. NCBI's taxonomy places the organism in Eukaryota, Fungi, Ascomycota, Sordariomycetes, Glomerellales, Glomerellaceae.